AUGGAAGUGACCAACAGGUACAUAGUAACAAAGACUCACAUCGAUGGUGCAUUAGAAGAGUCACAUUUCGAGCUGAAGACUGCAUCUCCUGCUCUAACAGUGGAGCCUGGGUCCAACGAUGUCGUAGUGAAGAAUCUCUAUGUAUCGAUUGACCCAUACCAGCUUAACCGCAUGAAGAGUUACAGCUCCUCUAAGAGUGCCAUAAUUUUUUCUAUCGGCAUAACCCCAAGCGAGGGUAUUGAUGCAUAUGGUGUUGCUAGAGUUGUGGCUUCUGGGAGUUCCAAGUUCGAGAAAGAUGACUUGGUUGUUGGUUUGAUCGCCUGGGGAGAGUAUAGCGUGGUAAAAGAAGGAAAUAUGUUAAGCAAAUUGGAUCCAAUGGGAUUUUUACUGACUCACCUCCUCCACCCAAGUAUGUCUUCAAAUAGAUGUCUAAAUGCCUCUCCAAAUGCAUCUUCAAAUGCAUUCGCAUCGUCUAUAUCCACGGAGCUUCAACUUCUUCCUUUGUUUGUUCCUGCAGGGUUUAGUGGAUUGGCGGCUUAUGGUGGGUUUUUUGAAGUAUGCCAACCAAAGAAGGGCGAGAAAGUCUUUGUAUCUGCAGCUUCUGGAUCGGUUGGAAAUUUGGUUGGACAGUACGCCAAACUGUUUGGUUGCUAUGUUGUUGGCUGUGCUGGGAGCAAGAAAAAGGUAGAAUUGCUCAAAGAGAAGCUUGGAUUUGAUGAGGCAUUCAACUACAAGGAUGAAACAGAUUUGAAGUCAACUUUGAAAGGGUACUUCCCUGAUGGAAUCGACAUAUAUUUCGACAAUGUGGGGUCUGAGAUGCUGGAAGCAGCAGUUGCUAACGUGAAUAAUUUUGGUAGAGUUGCAGUUUGUGGUGUAAUUUCCGAAUACACAAGUGGAAAGCGAGCUGCUCCUGACAUGCUUGAUGUUGUGUACAAGAGAAUUACAAUACGAGGGUUUUUAGCAGCUGAUUACAUGAAUGUAUACUCAGAUUUCAUAUCAACAACUUCCGAUCACCUUUGUACUGGAAAUAUGCAGGCCCUUGAAGAUAUCACUCCUGGUGUAGAGAACAUACCUUCUGCUUUCAUUGGACUCUUCAGCGGUGACAACGUUGGAAAGAAAAUUGUGAAGAUUGCUGAUGAAUGAGUGGAAAGAAAAACGAAAAAAGAAGAAAAAACUCAUUUUGCUUGAUUCGUUAAGUGAAAUAAACAUAUGAUUAAUUA
Molecule: messenger RNA, 1220 nt
Organism: Carya illinoinensis
Lineage: Eukaryota; Viridiplantae; Streptophyta; Magnoliopsida; Fagales; Juglandaceae
Product: 2-alkenal reductase (NADP(+)-dependent)-like
Exons: 6
Coding region: 1-1143 (380 amino acids)
Molecular function (GO): oxidoreductase activity, acting on the CH-CH group of donors, NAD or NADP as acceptor
Source: RefSeq, a predicted model, not a curated record